AUGAUGACCAAAGCCGGCGUCCCAUCGCACAAGAUCGUCGUGGGCGUGACUAGUUACGGGAGGUCGUUCAAGAUGGCUGACGCGACCUGCCGCGGCCCAUUGUGUACUUAUCUCGGCGAGAGGAAUGAUUCGCCUGCAAAGCCCGGCCGUUGUACCGAGACCGGUGGCUACAUCUCCAACUACGAGAUCAACGAGAUCAUCAAACAAGGGGGUGCCAUCAAGAGCUGGUAUGACGAGGAAACAGAUUCCGACUACCUGGUCUAUAACUCCGUCGAGUGGGUGGCGUAUAUGACCGACAAGACCAAAGACCGCCGGCGUGAUCAGUAUAAGGGUCUGAACUGCGGUGGUACGACUGACUGGGCCAUUGAUCUCCAGGGCGAAGGUCGGCGUGCAGAGACAGGGGACCCGGUCUAUCUGGACCCUAUUCUUCCAUCUCCUACCACCAUCGACCCGGGCAAGUACACGACGUCGCUUCUGUACGGAAGCACCGCCAAAACCACCAGCAACGACGAAGUGAUCACCGCGUUUGUGACGCAGACCACGACAAUUACCCUGGACCUGCCUGUUAUCACUACGGACGAGGUGUCGUACUCCAACGUCAAUAUAACCCGGAGUCAAGACGCCAGUGAGCUCUGGGUCGGCGUCAGUAUUCCUAUCGGACCUGUGACCGGCCCGCCGAUUCGUGGAGAUGGCGACGACGACAACGACGACGACGACUGGGAAUUACCAAACCUAUUUCCAACUACAGCCGCGCCUGAACCAACAACAAAUGAGCCAGCCCCGACGACCUUGCCUACAUGGCGAACAUAUCCACCGUACGUUGUCGAGCCCGUCAACGAGGAAGACGGCGAUGACGAUGAUGAUGAUGAUGAUGAUGAUGGCGCGAUCAUUACGAGCUGCAAGCUUUGGUUUUUCAAUAUAUGCCUUGGUGGGCGAUUCAAGUCGAUCAGAUGGACCCUCCCUCCCGGAAUUUACCCACCUGGUCCGCCUCCGCCAGAUAUUCUUGGCCCCCCUGGAAAUUCCGUGUGGUCUAUCCAACCGCCGCUUCCCCCAUGGCCGCCACUCACUGUCGGCAGGGACAACAAGCUCACAUACAGCAACGAGCCGUCCUGCCAGACCGAGUCGGCAGAGCUCUGCUCCACGACGGUCUCGAAGUCGGAGACCCUGGUCGGAACUAUCACUUCCACGGUCACUGCCACUUCAUCCGCCUGCGAAACCGUAUACGGCUGCUCCUUAACGGACUCGGGGUCAACCAAAACCACCACGGCAUCAGUUUGCGAGCCCACGUCGGGCAGCGGCGGCGAAUAUCAGCCGCCUGCGGCCGGGUGCCCGGCUCCGGCCAUCGUCUACCCCAAGGAUCCGGAGAACGUAGGCUCAAUUCCCAGCCUGCUCCAGGGGUAUAAAGACUACGUAGAGGUGGGACUUACUACAGAACGCUGGGUGGCGUUCUACUGGAUUCCCAUGCUCGGUCAAGAUACCAUGGACGCUCUGAGGCACCCGACGUCGAAUACGCAUACUACUACGAGGAGACAAAUCUACUGCCCCGCGGCCCCGGGCUCUGCCUCCCCCAUGAGGGACUGCGGUGGCACAUCCUUUGCCUCCCCUCAAGUCGCUGCCCUGGCCAAUUACUUCCGCUCGGUGCCCUCUCCUUGGCAGUCCCAGUUGGACAAGCCCAGCAACGUGAAGAAGCUCAUCCAGCUCUUUGCGCGCCGCUUCGUGGUACACGACAGCCCAGUCCUUGCUCCCGCCCGACGGCUGGUCAUCUGGAACGGUCAGGUUGGCGAGCACAGCUGUCUCCGCGAGUACGGGUCGACGGAAGACUGGGCCAAGGUGUGCCCGACCAUCAAGGACAAUCUCGAGAACGAAGCCCCCAACCCGGGAGAGGACGUGAAGCCCUGCUUCCCCAACCAAAACACCAACCCCCCGACAGCUCGAAGACAACUUGGGCGCCGGCAAUCCGGCGGUGGUAGUGAUAGUUGCCCCCUUAUCCCCGGGGACAAUAGUGGGCCCGGACAGAACAUCAACUGGAACGAGGGUCCGUCCGGACCCAAAUGUACUAGCGAGAAUAACUGCGGCGGAGAGCUUUGCAAGGGAUACUACUGUGACCCGCACCCGGAGAUCAGCCAUCCUCCGGACUAUUAUGACCCCAAGGAUCCACAGAACCCUCAUGGCAUGCCGCCCCAGAAACCGACGUCGACAUCGACAACUACUGGUACAUCACCGACGACUACAUCAUCGCCGCCUGUUGAAACUCUCCCAUUGUGCCUUGGUACAUCAACAACCCCUUCAUCGCAAUUUCCAAUCUAUGCCUAUAGCAUUUAUGCGCCUGGUUCACACCGCAAUGGGAUAUUUGCCAGCAACGCCAAUAUUGGAUCGUCUCCGCCAAUCUGCGACAUCUCUAAGGACGAGUUCUCCUUUGACUUCUGCAAAAAAAGGCGAUGCCAAAUUUGUGAAUGA
Penicillium verrucosum is the source of this 2457-nucleotide messenger RNA. RefSeq lists its product as uncharacterized. The record is from RefSeq and is a predicted model, not a curated record. Lineage: Eukaryota; Fungi; Ascomycota; Eurotiomycetes; Eurotiales; Aspergillaceae. The transcript has 12 exons. Gene Ontology annotation, biological process: carbohydrate metabolic process. Bases 1 to 2457 code for a protein of 818 amino acids.